Ogataea philodendri is the source of this 1458-nucleotide messenger RNA. RefSeq lists its product as uncharacterized. The transcript has a single exon. The record is from RefSeq and is a predicted model, not a curated record. Gene Ontology annotation, biological process: tricarboxylic acid cycle; fumarate metabolic process; malate metabolic process. Lineage: Eukaryota; Fungi; Ascomycota; Pichiomycetes; Pichiales; Pichiaceae. Gene Ontology annotation, cellular component: tricarboxylic acid cycle heteromeric enzyme complex; mitochondrion. Gene Ontology annotation, molecular function: fumarate hydratase activity. Bases 1 to 1458 code for a protein of 485 amino acids.
AUGCUAAGUGUCAGAUUGAGUGCUAAAACCAUUGGAACAAGAGCUUUUUCGGCCACCACCAGAGCCAUGAGAACAGAGAAGGAUGCCUUUGGAGACAUCCAAGUUGCUGACGACAAGUAUUGGGGAGCCCAGACCCAGAGAUCGUUGCAGAACUUCAAGAUCGGAGGUCCAAGAGAGAUCAUGCCUGCUCCAAUUGUGCAUGCUUUUGGAAUCUUGAAGAAAGCCGCUGCCACUGUCAACCAGGAGCUUGGUGUGUUGGACCCUAAAUUGGCUGACGCAAUCAAACAGGCUGCCACUGAGGUUGCCGAUGGAAAGCUUGUUGACCAUUUUCCAUUGGUUGUUUUCCAGACCGGUUCGGGAACCCAGUCCAACAUGAACGCCAACGAGGUGAUCAGUAACAGAGCCAUUGAGAUUCUGGGCGGAACUCUUGGCUCUAAAAAACCCGUUCAUCCUAACGAUCAUGUCAACAUGUCGCAGUCUUCGAACGACACUUUCCCAACAGUGAUGCACAUUGCCGCCGUCACCGAGAUCACCAACCAUUUGUUGCCGGAAAUGAAGGCCCUGAGAGACUCGUUGGACAAGAAGGCUGAGGAGUUUGCCGACAUCAUCAAGAUUGGAAGAACUCACUUGCAAGAUGCCACUCCAUUGACCCUUGGCCAGGAGUUUAGCGGAUACGUUGCUCAAUUAACCAAAGGUAUCGGUCGUGUUGAACAGAGUCUGGAGAACCUCAGAUUCCUCGCUCAAGGAGGAACCGCUGUCGGAACCGGAUUGAACACCAAGAAAGGUUUUGCUGAGAAAGUUGCUGCGGAGGUGUCCAAACUGACCGGAUUGCAGUUUCAAACCGCUCCAAACAAGUUCGAGGCCCUGGCUGCCCACGACGCCGUUGUCGAGGCCUCCGGAGCACUCAACACCGUGGCCACCUCGCUGUACAAGAUCGCCAACGAUAUCAGAUACCUUGGAUCUGGUCCUCGUUGCGGUUACGGCGAAUUGGCAUUGCCAGAAAACGAGCCAGGCUCGUCCAUUAUGCCAGGAAAAGUCAACCCUACCCAGAACGAGGCCAUGACCAUGGUUUGCACCCAGGUGUUUGGAAACCACGCCUGUAUCACCUUUGCUGGUGCUUCUGGACAAUUUGAGCUUAACGUGUUCAAGCCGGUGAUGAUCUCCAACCUUUUGUCGUCCGUUAGACUUUUGGCCGACGCUUCCUACUCAUUCAGAGUCCAUUGUGUUGACGGCAUUGUUGCCAACGAGAAGAGAAUCGGCCAAUUGUUGCACGAAUCUUUGAUGCUUGUCACUGCUUUGAACCCAAAGAUCGGUUACGACAACGCUUCCAAGACCGCCAAGAACGCCCACAAGAAGGGACUCACUUUGAAGCAAAGUGCUCUGGAGCUCGGAAUGCUCACCGAAGAGGAGUUCGACGAAUGGGUCAGACCGGAAAAGAUGAUCGGUCCUAAGGACUAA